Opisthocomus hoazin is the source of this 1935-nucleotide messenger RNA. The record is from RefSeq and is a predicted model, not a curated record. Lineage: Eukaryota; Metazoa; Chordata; Aves; Opisthocomiformes; Opisthocomidae.
AUGUCAGACAAAAGUGAUUUAAAAGCAGAACUUGAGCGCAAAAAGCAGCGUUUGGCUCAGAUAAGAGAAGAAAAGAAACGGAAGGAGGAAGAAAGGAAGAAGAAAGAGGCUGAUCUACAGCAAAAGAAGGAGCCAGCUCAGGAAGAUUCUGACCUAGACCGCAAAAGAAGAGAGACAGAAGCUUUGUUACAGAGCAUUGGUAUAUCCCCAGAACCACCUCUAGUCCCAACCCCUAUGUCUCCCUCUUCGAAAUCAGUGAGCACACCCAGUGACGCAGGCAGCCAGGACUCGGGAGAUCUGGGACCCAUAGGAAGGACCUUGCAAUGGGACACAGACCCCUCAGUGCUGCAGCUCCAGUCUGACUCUGAACUUGGACGGAGACUGCACAAACUAGGGGUGUCAAAGAUUACCCAGGUUGAUUUCUUACCUCGGGAGGUGGUAUCCUACUCCAAGGAGACCCAGACACCUCUUGCCACGCAUCAAUCUGAAGAGGAUGAAGAUGAUGAAGAAAUGGUGGAGCCAAAAGCACAAGAUGACUUGGAGACUGAAAAUCAAGACCAGAAGCAGGAAGUGAAAGAAGCUCCUCCUAGAGAACUGACAGAAGAAGAAAAACAGCAAGUUCUCCAUUCAGAGGAAUUCCUGAUAUUUUUUGACCGGACAAUACGUGUAAUUGAGCGAGCUUUGGCUGAAGAUUCAGACAUCUUCUUUGACUACAGUGGCAGAGAUGUAGAAGAGAAGGAUGGAGAUGUUCAAGCAGGAGCCAACCUUUCCUUUAACCGUCAGUUUUACGAUGAGCACUGGUCAAAGCAUCGUGUUGUCACCUGUAUGGAUUGGUCUCUUCAGUACCCCGAGUUGAUGGUUGCAUCUUAUAACAAUAAUGAAGAUGCUCCACAUGAGCCUGAUGGGGUAGCCUUGGUAUGGAACAUGAAGUUCAAGAAAACCACACCAGAAUAUGUUUUCCAUUGUCAGUCCUCUGUGAUGUCUGUCUGUUUUGCCCGCUUUCACCCAAACCUGGUCGUUGGUGGAACGUACUCUGGCCAAAUUGUCUUGUGGGAUAACCGCAGUCACAGGCGCACUCCGGUUCAGAGAACUCCCUUAUCUGCUGCUGCUCACACGCAUCCUGUGUAUUGUGUGAAUGUAGUUGGAACACAGAAUGCGCACAAUCUCAUUACUGUCUCUACGGACGGCAAGAUGUGCUCCUGGAGCCUGGACAUGCUCUCAACUCCACAGGAGAGCAUGGAGCUGGUGUACAAUAAGUCCAAACCAGUGGCGGUUACAGGAAUGGCUUUCCCAACCGGAGAUGUCAAUAACUUUGUCGUUGGCAGUGAAGAGGGAACAGUCUACACAGCCUGUCGUCAUGGAAGUAAAGCUGGCAUUGGUGAAAUUUUUGAAGGCCACCAAGGACCUGUCACAGGAAUCAAUUGUCACAUGGCAGUGGGUCCAAUUGACUUUUCCCAUCUCUUUGUCACAUCAUCAUUUGACUGGACAAUCAAGUUGUGGACCACUAAGCACCACCAGCCACUGCCCUGUGACGACAUCCUCGGAGACACUAGACAAGUUCUUGAACACCGCAGAGGUGAGUAUGGAUUUAAAGGAUCUGUCAGCAUGAAUAUAGGGAUGUGUCUGCCAACUGUCAGGUUAUCUGGGCCCAAGUUAGAGGCCAGAAGCCAGGGCAGGACUGAAGCCAAGUCCUACUCAGUUCCCACAGCCAGCGUCACCAUUGAAGGAGCUUCUGCCCUCAACCGUGUCCGUUGGGCCCAGGCUGGGAAGGAGGUAGCAGUUGGUGAUUCAGAAGGUCGCAUAUGGAUCUAUGAUGUUGGAGAGUUGUCGGUUCCCCACAACGGCGAGUUGAUCCGCUUCGCCCGGACCCUGGUGGAAAUCCGCGCCAACAGGGCAGAGAGGGAAGAGGAGGGGGCGGUGGAGCUGUCGGCCUAG